Molecule: messenger RNA, 903 nt
Organism: Eruca vesicaria subsp. sativa (arugula)
Lineage: Eukaryota; Viridiplantae; Streptophyta; Magnoliopsida; Brassicales; Brassicaceae
Source: the annotation of a GenBank genome assembly
AUGACAUCAGGCAAAGAAUCGGCUGUUCCAUCAGUUCGGGUAAAAAACCUUGGCGCGACAGGUAUCUCUUCCGGCCAUCUGAACUCAACCAGACUAGAAGACUUAUCGGCGACUAAAUCAAGUGCGAUCAAACCAAGCCCAAAACGUGGUUCGUCUUCCGGUGUCAACCUCGCCGGUGGCCGCAAAGAAGCCAUCUCCGCCGCCGCCAAGGGGAAAUCGAUUGUCUCCGACGUCGUUGUUGCUCUGCGUCUUAUCUUUGUCUUCUACUACGGCUUCAAGAGUAUUCAUAGAUGCCGAUAUCCAAGAGACACGCUCAUAUCUCAGUUGGUUGCUUGGUUUGAGUGCACAGCAACUAUUGAUGACGUUGACCAUGGUGCUGGGUGGUACUAUAUAGGCUGUCGUGUCUGUCAUACCAAGGCAAUCAAGGGGCCAACAACUCUCAUGUGUAAGAAGUGUGGGAAGCAUGAAAUUGAUGCUGUGCCACAGUACCACUCGAAGCUAAAUGUGUAUGACCACAAGGAUCAAGCUGUCUUUGUAUUUCUCGGUGAUGCUGGUGAGGAGUUGACUGGAAAGAAAGCUGCUGAGUUGGUUGAUAACUACUAUCAGGUCAACGGAAUUGAAGAAGAGGAUCACAUUGUCCCAGUGCCUCAGGCUCUAAUCAAUACCAUAGGACAAACCAGGAAAUUUGUUGUGAAGGUCUCUGCUUAUAACCUCACUGGCAAGUCACAGAGUGUGACUGUGACAAAAGUGUUCCCUCUUGAGGAGGAAGAACCAGAGGUCAACAUUGGAGAUGAAGCUGGAGAGGCACCUGUAGCCAAUAUGGAGGAUGAAGCAGAGGAGUCUGUGAAAAGGAGUGCUGAUGUGAUUGAGGGUGAAGAAGCCAAACGUUCAAAGCUUGGCUAA